This is a messenger RNA of Thlaspi arvense, 525 nucleotides long. Lineage: Eukaryota; Viridiplantae; Streptophyta; Magnoliopsida; Brassicales; Brassicaceae. The record is from the annotation of a GenBank genome assembly.
AUUUUUAGUUGGGUUCAAAGAAAACUUAGUGGAACGAAGCAUGAGUCAACUUCAGGUCAAGAAUCAUCAGUACCUGCUUUGAGUAAAGAACUUCAAAGUUGGCCUCAAGACGAAGAAACCCUCUUGGCUAUUGGAACACUUGGAAACAAUAUCUGCUCCAAGGAAGAAGAAGAAACAGAUACUAGCAAAGAUCUCACUGCGAUUAAUACAGAUGUAACAAUUGGGAAGAAGAAACCGCUCUCUUUUCUCCUCAAGAAGAUGUUUGUUUGCUCAAGUGGCUUCAAAACUCCACCUCAUCUUCUUGAUUUGUCUAGGGGAGAUUCAUUGCCCAAUACAAGAAUGGAAAAGAUGCUAAGGACAAUACUCAACAAGAAGAUACAUCCACAACGUUCAAAUGCUAUAGCAAAGAAGUAUUUGGAGAAUCAUAAGAUUAUAGAUGAAGCUAGUUCAAGUGUUGACGCCAACAAAUGGGUUAAGACUGAUUCUGAAUGUGAGAUUUUCUUAUAUUUACUUUGCAGUAUUUAG